AUGAUUACGAGUCUACUAUUAGGUGUUGUGUUGCUGUUACCCGAUACCUAUGCUUUGUACGACUCAAAAUCUGAAGUGGUGGAUUUGACUGAAUCAAACUUUGAUAAACUUGUGACCCAAAGUGAUCAUGUUUGGGUUGUGGAGUUUUACGCCCCUUGGUGUGGACAUUGUCAGCAGUUUGUGGGUGAAUACUCCAAAGCUGCAAAAGCACUUAAGGGUGUGGUGAAAGUCGGAGCUGUGAACGCUGACGAUCUAGGAGGGAGGUUCGGUGUCAGGGGGUUCCCAACAGUUAAAAUAUUUGGAGCCAACAAAAACAAACCCGAGGACUACAGUGGUGCGAGAACUGCUUAA
This is a messenger RNA of Macrosteles quadrilineatus (aster leafhopper), 351 nucleotides long. RefSeq names its product protein disulfide-isomerase A6-like. NCBI's taxonomy places the organism in Eukaryota, Metazoa, Arthropoda, Insecta, Hemiptera, Cicadellidae. The record is from RefSeq and is a predicted model, not a curated record. The transcript has a single exon. Gene Ontology annotation, cellular component: endoplasmic reticulum lumen. Bases 1 to 351 code for a protein of 116 amino acids. Gene Ontology annotation, molecular function: protein-disulfide reductase activity; protein disulfide isomerase activity. Gene Ontology annotation, biological process: response to endoplasmic reticulum stress.